GUAAAGGUCAGAGGUCGGUAGUGCGUGCUGGCUGCGUUAAGAGGUUGUUGUCGUAGUGUCGUACUUGUUUUACUGUAAUAUUUCAGUCGUUAUAAACGAGAACACGGAAGUGUUACGGGCCUCGAAAUGGGAUUCAGCGUUUAAUACGUGGCUUGUUUGUUUAAAAAAUUAAAUCGGGUAGCGUUUCUGUGUGAUUUAGCCCGUAGUGUUUUGGAAGAGAAGCGAGCGGUGAAAAAUGGGCUCGUCGAAGAAGCACAAGGAAAAGGGCCGCGAGCGGGACGCCGAGGAGCGGCACCGGGAGCACAAGAAGCACCGGCACAAGGACCGCGACAAGGAGCGGGAGCGGGACAAGGAGAAGGAGAAGGACAAGGAGAAGGACAAGGAGCGGGAGAAGGAGCGGGACGCCGGGACCCGCGAGCGCGACAAGAGGAAGCGGUCCAGGUCGCGGGAGCGCGGCAGCCGCGGCGCUGAGAAGGACAAGCCGCCGGCGGAGAGCCGCGGCAAGAGCGAGCGGAGCGCCGCGGAGCCGCGCAUCAAGAAGGAGAAGGUGGACAGCGCCUAUGAGGAGAGCUCGGCCUCGGGUGCUACCACCUCAAAAUCUGGCGGAGGAGGAGAAGCAUCUCUCAGCAUUGAAGAGACCAACAAGCUGAGGGCCAAACUGGGCCUAAAACCACUGGAGCUCAAUGAGAGCAAGAAAGAGACAGGUACCAAGGAGGAACCUGUAGUUGCGGAGGUGAUAAACCCCAGCGUGAUCAAGCAGCAGAAGGAGAUGAGGGAGAAGUUGGCCGCCCUCAAGGAGAAGCGUCUCCUGAACCAGAAACUGGGGAUGGUGAAGACACUGGGAGAGGAAGAUGAUGCCUGGCUGGACGACACUGCAGCCUGGGUGGAGAGGAGUCGCAAACUGGCCCGAGAGAAAGAGAUGGCUGAAAAAAGGGCCAAGCUGUUGGAGGAGAUGGAUGAGGAGUUUGGCGUGAGCAACCUGGUCGAGCAGGAGUUUGUACAAGCCAGACAGGCAGCCUACACUGCAAAGGACCUGAAAGGACUCACAGUACAGCACCAAAUAGACUCCUUCCAGGAGGGAGAGACUGUUAUCCUCACUCUUGAAGACAAAGGAGUUCUCGACGAGAAGGAGGAUGUCCUGGUGAAUGUGGGGCUCGUGGACAGAGAGAAGGCGGAGAAGAAUGUAGAGCUGAAAAAGAAAAAGCCUGAUUAUAUGCCCUACGAAGAGGAGAGUGUGGAUGACAUGGUUACGUUCAAGUCGCGGUCCGUGUUGUCCAAGUACGACGAGGAGAUCGAGGGAGAAAAGAAGAAAAGUUUUCGUCUGAAUGAGGGCGGUUGCGCAGAUGGGGAGCGAGAGCGUGAGCUGCAUGCCAUCCGUGAAACGCUGCGGAACCAGGCACAGAGCCUGGAGGUGCCCACCCUCACCUUGGCCUCUGAGUACUACACGCCGCAGGAGAUGGUGAGCUUCAAGAAGACGAAGCGACGCGUAAAGGUCAGGAAGAAGGAAAAGGCCGUGAAGGUGGAGGACCUCGUCGAUGACACUCGCAACUCUGACUUUGGCUCCAGGGCCCGUGGCCGAGGCCUGCGGAAGGUUGAGGAGGAGGGACAGGACAACAAACAGGAGAAUCUUCCGGAAGCAAAUGCGCAGAGUGAUGUGAUCCAGAAAUCGGAUGACAACCGGGUGGAAGACAUGGAAAUCAGCGAUGAUGAUGAGGAUGCCCCCACAGUGGACUCGGUGGCUCUGGAGGAGGACGAGGUUGAGCAGGAGCUGCAGAAACAGCUGGAGAAGCAGCGCAAGCUGAGGCAGAAGCAGCUCCUGCGGGAUUCUGGGGAGAAGGUGGCUGAGCAGAUCAAACGCCUCGGAGGGGAAGGCAGAGAUGGGGACGGGGACGACGACCCUGAAGGGAGGAGCAACAUAGUUUUUAAUGCCACCUCUGAGUUCUGCCGCACACUGGGGGACAUUCCCACCUACGGACUGUCGGGAAAUCGUGAGGACCGUGAGGAAAUCAUGGACUUUGAACAAGAGGAGGAGAAGGAGGGUGCUGGUGGGUCCGACUCAGAGAUGGAUGAGAACAUGGGCUGGAGCACGGUGAACCUGGAUGAGGAGCAGAAACAACCAGAUUUCUCUGCAGCCUCCACCACUAUUCUUGACGAAGAGCCGAUUGUCAACUCAGGCCUGGCAGCUGCUUUGCAGCUAUGCAAGAAUAAAGGCCUGUUGGAUACUCAAAUGCAGAAAGUGGCUCGGGUUCGAGCCCCAAAAGGCACCUUGCACAAUGAAAAUUAUUGCAUUGAAGAUAAGAUGACCAUAGAUGACAAAUACAGCAGGAGGGAAGAGUACAGAGGUUUUACACAGGAGUUCAAGGAGAAGGAGAGCUACAAGCCGGAUGUGAAGAUCGAGUACGUGGAUGACACUGGACGCAAACUCACCCCCAAAGAGGCUUUCCGGCAGCUCUCACACCGCUUCCAUGGGAAGGGCUCUGGCAAGAUGAAGACUGAGAAGAGGAUGAAGAAGCUGGAGGAGGAAGCGCUGCUGAAAAAGAUGAGCAGCAGUGACACUCCCCUGGGCACCGUGGCCCUACUGCAGGAGAAGCAGAAGUCCCAGAAGACACCCUACAUUGUACUGAGUGGCAGCGGCAAGAGCAUGAACGCAAACACCAUCACCAAAUAGACCUGAUCGAGGGAGGGACCAGAGAUGUGUGCGUGUGUUUUUUCUUUUCUUUUUUUUUUUUUUUUUAAAAACAAAAAGGUUUAAUAUACCUACAUGCUACAUCACUGUAAGUGGUUUUUAGAAGCUUUCAUUAGAUUUGUGUUUAGAAUGUCAGCAGUUCUGAUGGACAUUAAAAAAACUUUAAUGUA
Messenger RNA from Scleropages formosus (Asian bonytongue), 2856 nucleotides. RefSeq names its product spliceosome associated factor 1, recruiter of U4/U6.U5 tri-snRNP (gene sart1). The coding region runs from base 236 to 2668 and encodes 810 amino acids. Gene Ontology annotation, cellular component: U4/U6 x U5 tri-snRNP complex. Lineage: Eukaryota; Metazoa; Chordata; Actinopteri; Osteoglossiformes; Osteoglossidae. The record is from RefSeq and is a predicted model, not a curated record. Gene Ontology annotation, biological process: maturation of 5S rRNA; mRNA cis splicing, via spliceosome. The transcript is spliced from 20 exons.